AUGCAUCACGCUGCUGCUCCAUUCACCUCGGAUUGCCCGAUCCCCGUGCAUUAUUAUGCCAAUGAACUCAAUCGAUUCGUUCAAGAGAUAGUCCCAGAUGCCACCCAGGAACAAAUGAAAACAAUCGAAUCGAUUGCAAUUAAUGUAAAGGCGAGUCAUGAGUAUUCUCAACAGAAGUUGAGUUCCCAAAUCAACGAAUUCGAGGAAAAAAUGAAACAAAAAGAGAUUGAAAAUGAGGAGCUGAAAGCAAAACUAAUUCGUCUAGAAAAAAAAUUCGAGCACAUGAAAAUGGAAAAGGAUCUUUACGAGUACAAUGCGGUUUGUAAUGAUCAAUAUGAGAAUUACAUAACCCAAUUGAAAAAGGACUUCAAAGAGCAAAUGGAGAGGGAGAGGGACAACUUCCUACGUACGUGCUCCAAUGCGUCUGAAAAAAUCAACGAGCUGGAAAACCAAGUGGCUCAACUCAGAAUCAAUCAGUGCGCGGUGAACAACAUUGAUCUGUUGAAUGAACGCCGUGAUGUCUCCGCCCAUCAACGUCCGUUGUUCGUGAUGCACCCCGAUCAUCACUCGUCGAUUCUCGUUAUUGUCGACACCAAUGAAACCGUCACUCCCUGCCAUGCCAUUGACACCAUCGCCACCACCGACACCAUCGUCACCAUUUCCACCACCAACUGUGGUCCCUUCAUUGAAGAAUAG
This is a messenger RNA of Caenorhabditis remanei, 696 nucleotides long. RefSeq lists its product as uncharacterized. Lineage: Eukaryota; Metazoa; Nematoda; Chromadorea; Rhabditida; Rhabditidae. The transcript is spliced from 8 exons. Bases 1 to 696 code for a protein of 231 amino acids. The record is from RefSeq and is a predicted model, not a curated record.